Guillardia theta CCMP2712 is the source of this 681-nucleotide messenger RNA. RefSeq lists its product as hypothetical. The transcript is spliced from 2 exons. Bases 1 to 681 code for a protein of 226 amino acids. The record is from RefSeq and is a predicted model, not a curated record. NCBI's taxonomy places the organism in Eukaryota, Cryptophyceae, Pyrenomonadales, Geminigeraceae.
AUGAUCCGCGCGGCUAACGCGCAUUCGAAGCAUCCUUGCUCCUUCAAGAUAAGGCCACAGAAGGAUAAACACUCUGGCAAGGCGGGGGCCCUGGCUGAGUUCUCUCACCUCCUCAAGAUGAAUGGCAUGAACUCAGCUGGGAUUACGGAGAUCUAUCGUCAACACCUGCUGCAACAAGGAAUAGCUGUGUUGGAGGUGCAGCCGGAAGCGGGCAUGCAGCUAGAGGUCAAGACGAAGAGGAGAAAUCAAGUACUGGUCAAGAGUAAAGCACAGAAGGGAAGGUUCACCAGAGAGGAAGCUGAACAGAUCUGCGACGGUGAGGAUCUCUCCAUGGGCAUGACAAUUCGAGGACUGAGACGGAUCGUGGCGAGCUGGAAGGAGUCGGCGGCUGAUCAAAUCGACAGGAUCUCCUCGAAAGAAGACGCAGAGACCAACAGCUGGAACGGGGAACAUCUAGUGCUCAGCUUCUCAGAGUCCUUUGCGCCAUGGGACAGGGCAGGGAAACUCCUUCUCUUAGAGCCGGGCAGUGCUAACAUCUGGGAAGCGAUCGCUACAGAACCCCCCAACGGAGCUGGAGGAGACUGUCAACCAGGGACAGAGUGCAGAAAAUCAAGCUUGCAAACUCAGGCUCGAUGGAGCCAUAGCUGGCCUGUACGACAGCUUGUCAACUCCUGGAAAUGA